AUGUCUCUGUGGCCGUCUCUCCGAGGAAGAUGGAAGAUGGUAAGGAAAAACUUGGUAAGGAGCUGUUCUCAGCUCCCCAAACAGGACUACCAGGCAUUGCUGGAAAGCUGCCUGAGGAACUACUGCCUUGAAGACGAAAGCUUUCCAGCCACCCCGAGCUCCAUCGGCUGCAUUCCCCUGCUGCAGAAGCUGCCACCCCGCAUGCAGUGGAAGCGGCCUCGCGAGCUGUACAGCAAUUCCCAGUUCUAUUCUGCCAAAGCCAAAAGGCUGGAUCUGUGCCAGGGAGUGGUGGGAGACUAUUGGUUCUUGGCUUCUUUGCAAGCUCUGACUUUGCACCAGGACUUUCUGAGCCGAGUCAUUCUCCUGAAUUAGAGUUUCACUGAAAAGUAUGCUGGCGUCUUCCAGUUCUGGGAGAGUUUCUGGCAGUUUGGGAACUGGGGUCCUGUCAAUGAGGCUGGCCAGCUGGUCUUUGUCUCCUCCACCUACAAGAACUUCUGGGGAACACUUCUGGAAAAGGCCUAUGCCAAGUUCUCUGUCUCCUAUGAAGACUUGCAGUUUAGACAGGUGUCUGAAGCCCUUGUGGACUUUACUGAGGGGAUGACAGUGAUCAUCAACCUGGCAGAAGCUGGCAACCUGUGGGACAUCUUAACCCAGACCACCUACAGCAGAACCCUCAUUGGCUGCCAGACCCACUCAGGGGAGAGGGUGCUGCAGAACUGGCUAGUGAAUGGCCUUGUCUAUACACUCACCGGGAUCAGGAAUACUAUGGAGAUGAGAAAAUGGUCCCCUAAGUUCUUCUGGAAAAGUGCUCCUGUGAGUUGACCUGAGAAAUUUCAGAUGGAGAAAGAAGUGAACCAAGAGCUGUGGCUGAACCCAGGAACAUAGUUCAUCAUGCCCUGCACAUCUGAGGUCCACCAGAAGUCAGAGUUCAUCCUUAGGGUCUUCUCCAGGAAACACAUCUUUUAUGAAAUUGGCAGCCAUUCCAGUGUUGUCUUCUCUAAGGGGAGUAGUCAAGUAGAAUUUCACAUGGCUGGGACUGUUUUCAAAGCCAGGAUGCUUAAUGCAUCAGGUUCUGUGAGCAUGCAGGAAUUCAGGGAUCUGUGGAUGCAGCUGAUGCUCUAUCAGGAGAUUUUCCACAAGCAAGACAGUCACCACUCAGGAUACCUGAACUGGGACCAGCUGAGGGCUGCCACAAAGGAGGCAGGUAGUGAUGUCUGCAAGCUGAUGCUUAUCCGCUAUGGACCUAGUCUCCAGACUGACUUUUUGCACUUUGUCUACCUGAUGCUCCGUGCAGAGAACAUGGAGGAUGUCUUCCAAAAUUUAACCCAAAAUGGCAAAGGGAUAUACCUCCAUGGAGUCUGCUCACAUCGUCAGCUACAAGUGGCUAUUGCAG
Molecule: messenger RNA, 1393 nt
Organism: Trichechus manatus latirostris (Florida manatee)
Lineage: Eukaryota; Metazoa; Chordata; Mammalia; Sirenia; Trichechidae
Gene: CAPN14
Product: calpain 14
Biological process (GO): proteolysis
Cellular component (GO): cytoplasm
Molecular function (GO): calcium ion binding; calcium-dependent cysteine-type endopeptidase activity
Source: RefSeq, a predicted model, not a curated record